ACGAAAAUCGGAUACGGGGUCUCAUCUUCUAGCCCACCAAUUGUACUUAGAUUUUGGUAAAGCUUUCAGGCGGUUGCCAUCAUGGCACACCCCAUUCUACACAAAUUUUUGUUGGUUUUCCUUUUUGCUGCUAUUUUUAACACGCAUGCGUUUCAGAAGGGAAAAUUUGAACUGGAAAAUCGGGCAGCAAUUUGGAUGUUUACGGAGCAGAAAGAACAAGUCGCACAGAACAGAACAAGGGAUGCCUUCCUGAUCCCGCACAUCCGACAUCCACGGAGUGCUGGUGUCAUUACCAUGGAGAUGAUUGAUGAAGGACUGAGUGAUGCAAUUGAGGGUGUUGCUUAUCAGAGAGGAGAUAUCAUUCUAGGGGGAAUGUUUGCUGUUCUUUUUCCAGAUAAUGAUGGCAAUCCUUGCUCUAGAGUUCUGCAAAAGACUGGAUUGAGAAUGGAAGCCAUGAUGUAUGCUGUGGACGUUCUCAAUAAUAGCACUGACAUCCUGCCAAAUGUUAAGCUAGGAUUUGAUAUCCGAAACGACUGCUCUGAUCCCAACAAGGCGCUGAGGGAAGCUCUCAAUUUCAUAUCUCUGAGUGACGGAAGGUCUUGUUCUAGUGAUGAACCACAGACAAUAGGAGUAAUUGGCACAGGAUCCAGUGCUACAUCAACAGAUGUGGCAAACCUUCUUGGGUUAUUCAAAGUGCCUCAAGUCAGCUACUCAGCUUCAAGUCCACUCUUGAGCGACAAGAAGCUCUACCCAUACUUUCUUCGAACUAUCGCCUCAGAUGUCAACCAAGCUGAAGUGAUGGCUGAUCUUGCAGAAACCAUGAGAUGGAAUUAUGUUGCUAUCAUCUAUACUAUUGAUAACUAUGGAACACCUGGAAUGAAGUUAUUGAGCGAUUUGCUUCAGUCGAGAAAUAUCUGCACCCCUAUCAUCCGAGGCUUGAACAGUGACAGCCCUGAUGACGACGUGGCUAAAAUCAUUGAAGAAUUGGCUCGGGAUGAAAAGAUUUUGGUAAUCUUCACUUUCUGUGGAAAGCAAGGAAUAGGACGUAUUUUGACAGGGGCACAAAAUAAAGGACUGACCAAUAGAACAUGGAUUGCAAGUGACUCGUGGGGCCAAUCGGAUCAAGUCGUUCAAAAUGUGAAAUCUCUUGUCAGGGGCAUGCUGGGAAUCAUUCCUAAGUCAGACCCUGAUAAAAACUUCAAGAGGUACUUGUCUCAAUUGGACCCUUACGCCAACCACCGUAAUCCUUGGUAUCAGCUUACCUUAGGCAAACAUUUUGAUUGUACAUUUAACCCAUCUGAUGCACAACACAAGCAGUGCCUGGGAAAUGAAACAUUCGCCCAAGAGGAAGAUGCUGCAGCUAGCUUUGUGAUCGAUGCUGUGUAUGUGUUAGGUUAUGCACUACAUGACAUGCUUACACAGUGUGAUGGUUGUUUGAAUGAUACAAAAAAUCUGGAUCUAGAAGCAUAUCUGGAUUACAUUAAGGAAGUCAACUUCAGUGGUUUGACUAAUUCCAACUUCAUGUUUGAUGACAAUGGAGAUCCCAUGGGUCAGUACGAGAUUUAUAAUCUACAGUGUUUUGGUGACGAAUGUUCCUUUGUUAAAGUAGCUGACUGGGACCCAACAUCAAAGUUCAGUAACUGGCAGCAAGUUGAUUGGCAGACAGGAACAGUGCCCCCGUUGUCUAGAUGUUCAGAUGAUUGCCCUCCGGGGCAUUUUAUUACACUGCUAACACCUAAGUGCUGCUGGGAAUGUCACCGAUGUGAUGCCGACAGUAUCAGCAUGUCCCAGAAUUCCCUGCAGUGCACAGUGUGUCUUGAUGGUGAACGAACCAAUGAGAAUCAGACAGCUUGUCUUAUUAAUCCUGUUGUGUACUUGGAGUGGAAUCAUGCUGUGGCUAUUGUUCUUGUGAUACUGACGAUUAUUGGUCUCCUUGCAACUGGAUUCACAUUAGCAAUCUACAUCAGACAUAGAAACUCACCAACAGUCAAAGCCACCAGCACAGAACUGAGCUAUCUCCUCUUGGUGGGCAUUGCCAUGAGUUACUCCUCUACAUUUCUCUUUGUUGCCAUGCCAACUGAUGAGAUCUGCAAUGCUAAGAUUGUGAUGGUUGGAACCAGUUUUGCGGUGUAUGUAGGAGCCCUGUUGACUAAAACCAACCGCAUCUCCAGAAUCUUCAAUCGCAAGCUAUCUGAUGGAGCACCAUCAAUGUUUCUCAGUAUCCAGUAUCAACUGCUGUUUGCUCUGGGUAUAGUGGCUAUUCAGGUGGCGAUGCAGGUCAUUUGGUUACAGUUGGAGCCAGGGUUCGUUGUCAAGGAUACUAGUGACCCUGAGGUCACAUUAUUGGAAUGUGACUAUAAUUCCUUCUUGGGACCUGGAGUUGCUGUGGGUUUUAAUGCUGUCUUGGCUAUGCUCUGUUUGUACAAAGCAUUCAGAAUCCGCAAACUACCAGGACAAUUCAAUGAUUCUAGAGGGAUAUGCUUUGCCAUGCUGACAUGUUGCCUUAUCUGGUUCAUCUUCUUUUCCUGCUACUUUUCAACUACCGGCAUUGCUAACUCCAUCAUUUGUAGUACUGCUUUCGUUGCUAGCGGUACCUCUGGCCUCAUCUGUAUGUUUGUACCCAAGUUGUGGAUUGUCAUCAUGAGACCUGAACUUAACGUUCGCCAGUCUACCUUGAAACUCAAGAGUUCAUCAGGGACCGGUGUGAAUAUUAAGACUGUCAGCAGUGUGGUCAACAAGAAGAAUGGUCGUGCCUCUUUUACCUCAGUUAUAACAGACUUGAAUCCUCCAUCUACAUCAAGUCACAGCUCAGAUGGAGACAAAGACAGUAUGUCACAGGCCAGCAGUGAAGAUGAGGAACUGAGGUUUCUAGAGGAAAUUGAGAAGUUGGAAAAAGAGUUGAAGGAUGCAGUAAUAGAACGGGAUGAUGCGGUUGCCAAGGCUAAUGAAGCAUAUGAAGAGAUGCUGGACUUACAAAAGAUGCAAGAGGAUGAAUUACAGAAGUUUGAUGAAGAUAUCAGGCUUGAGAAAGCUAAUGUUUGGCGUCUACUGAUGUCAGGAGGAAUGCAAGAUGACGAAAUUGAGGAAACCUUAAGAUGUCAAGAUGAAGAUUGGAUGAUCAGUGAAGACUAUGAUUACACAGUGAAGGUUUCAGAACUUGUUGCCAAGUUGAAAGCUGUCUCAUCAGAACGUGACCAACUCAACCAACAAGUCAAGCAACUAACGCUUGAAUGCCAGCAAUGGAAGGACAUCAUAUUAAAAGAUCGAGAUGCAUCUCCAGUGGAUACCGGAACUGAAAUCUUCAACUCUGAAGGCUCUUUUGUCUUGAAUGGCAUGAAUACCACCUUUGUUUGAAUAGUUCAUGUUGUAGUUCUUCUUUAUGAAUAAUGCAUAAUGUACAUUGCUUAUGAUUGAAUUGUGAAUGUUAAAUAAUGCACGACUUCAUGUAUUUGUAAAAUGCACGCUGUAAACAACUUGCCACCUCUCCAAAUUAUUAUUGAUGUUAACGUAAGUCACAUAUGUUUAUUUUUAUAAAUGUGGAAAUUACUCUCAAUCUAAUGAUAAAGAAUUGAUGAAUAUUGUCUUUCUGCUGUAUUUUAAUUGCCACUUUCUAUGGUUGUGAAGUUACGAGAAAAAUAAUGUGUUCUUUUAUUGAGCCUAUAGAUUCAGAGUGCUUACCGGAAAGAUCGUUUCUGUAGAAAGAAGGAUUUCGGAAGGAAACUGUAAACACAAAAGUGCAUACAUAGAAUGAGAAACAUGUCUUUUAUUUAAUUUUAUACAAGUAUUGAUUAUUUAUUGUUACCAGACUCACAUUAUUAGAAGUAAGGUUUCAAAGACAUUGUUUUAGUUGUGUAAACAAUCGUUAUUUAUUUGAAAGUGUAUUGUACGUGUAUGGAUUGAAAUUAUUUGUGCAGUGUCACGAUCGCCUUGAAAAUGUUUGUGGUUCUUUAAUAUCUGAUUGCUCUUUACACAUGUACUAGUCCUUACUGGAAGUCACCCCUUUACAGAAAAGCUGCGUCAAAUUGGGAUUCAUGAUAAAUUUGUGCUUGAGUAUUAGAGUAUUGGUGGUCACACAGGCUUAAGAAAACAGUAAACAAGUAAGCCAGUACGGGUGUAUCAUCAGCGCAUGCCCUUAAUGAAGUUCGCCUCAGAUCAUUCCGACGUGUGUCGCGAGCUUUAGCCUUAUAUGUACUGUGUGGUCCGAUUUAAAUUCGCUUACUUGCUUCGGGACCGAAUGACCCUGUGCUUUUUUUUUCGAAUAUCGAACUAGCUCAUCCACCACGGGAGUUUCACGUAGUAAACUGAUCAUGCUAUAUUGACAUUGGCCCUUGCCUUGCUUGGUUUCCACCGUACCGUUGCAACUUGAAAUGUUUGUGGUCUGUCACUGAAAAAAAAAAUUAUUGCGUUUUUAGUUCAAAAUUUAUGGUUUUAAUAGUUAUAUUUUAAAGUCUAUGAAUUUGAAUUUUACGUAUGUUUGUGGGUAAACUUUUAGUUGAAUAAAGUCAGUUUUGCCUUGACUUGA
Acanthaster planci (crown-of-thorns starfish) is the source of this 4522-nucleotide messenger RNA. Its product is annotated as metabotropic glutamate receptor 3-like. NCBI's taxonomy places the organism in Eukaryota, Metazoa, Echinodermata, Asteroidea, Valvatida, Acanthasteridae. Gene Ontology annotation, biological process: G protein-coupled receptor signaling pathway. Gene Ontology annotation, molecular function: G protein-coupled receptor activity. Gene Ontology annotation, cellular component: membrane. The record is from RefSeq and is a predicted model, not a curated record.